UGGUCGCCGCGGCUCCCUUUCAGUUGAGUCGCGUCCGUCGGAGUGCGAGCUUCGUCUUGUCACGGCCUGCUGAGACCCCGCGGAUUCCCGCCGUUCGAACCCGCGCCUCCGUGUCACUCCGUGCGAAACGCAGCCGGAAGCGAGGAGACAAUGGCCUGCAACCGAGCCACCAAGUCCGGAUUCGCCGCCGAGGCGCAGAGAAAGAUCAACAGCAAGUACAGCGAGGAGCUGGCGCAGGAAUGCCUGGAGUGGAUCAAAACGAUCACCGGCGAGAACAUAAACACCAACGGCGACAUGGACAACUUUUACGAGACCCUGAAGGACGGCACUCUGCUGUGCAGGCUGGUGAACGACAUCAAGGAGGGCUCGGUGAAGAAGAUCAACAAGACGUCGCUGGCGUUCAAAUGUAUGGAGAAUAUAAACGCCUUCCUGGAGGCCGCGAAGGCACUAGGCGUUCCGGCGCAGGAAACCUUCCAGACGGUGGACCUCUGGGAGAGGCAGAAUCUGAAUUCCGUUGUUAUUUGCCUGCAAUCUCUCGGAAGAAAGGCGGGUAAUUUCGGCAAACCGAGCAUCGGCCCCAAAGAAGCGGAUAAGAACGUGCGCAACUUCACGGAGGAGCAAUUGAGGGCCGGCCAAGGUGUGAUAAGUCUACAAUAUGGCAGUAAUAAGGGCGCUAAUCAGAGCGGCAUCAACUUCGGGAACACCAGACACAUGUGAACAUCCAUCCCCGCGCGCUCUCUCUUUCUCUCUCGCCGUGGCAAACCGUUCUCACCUGUCUCCCCUGUUCCCGUGUCCACGCAAUUACUCCUUUAGAGAUAUAUGUAUAGCGUAUCGCGCAUAAUAAAUGUUCAUCGAGGUCCAAGAUAUAACGAACGAUGCGUGUGGGGCAUCGCUCGACGCGACAACAAAGGGACGAAAGAAACGACAUACAGGCAUAAGACUUCCCCCGAAAUCGAGGUGACAUAAGAGAUAAGUUGAAGAGGAGGUAAAGAAAACGGCUUGAUUAAAACUAUAUCUAGGUUGUGUAACUAGUACGGACUAUUUAAUUUAACUUUUCUCGCUCCCGGUAUCUUCCCGUCAAUUUUAUUUCUAGCGAUGAUUCGGUACAGACGUUGAUCAUACUUAUCGUCGAAGUGUGAUAAAGCGAAACCGCGUACCUCGCGAAAGGGAGCUACGUAGGUUUUAUACACCGCUUCCUGGUUUACACACUCGAGGGGGCUAUCUUUUUACGUAUAUAUAUAUAUGAUGUAUGUAAGCGCUGUAGUACAAUGUUCGGACUGUUGUAUCGCACGAUUUACAACGCGACCACGUAGUUCUCAGGACGGGAAACAUUCUUCUUACGUUACAAAAGAACAAAGACAACGUGUGUACAUGAUGAGCGCUAGCUUGGAUAACCGCUGUUAUAUUUGUUAAACGUUACAUAUAUUAUGUAUAUAUGUGCAUGUAUAUAUACAUACAUACAUAUACGCAUAUACGCACAUAUGUGCAUGC
This is a messenger RNA of Dinoponera quadriceps, 1491 nucleotides long. It is a transcript of the gene Chd64, whose product is annotated as myophilin. Lineage: Eukaryota; Metazoa; Arthropoda; Insecta; Hymenoptera; Formicidae. The transcript is spliced from 4 exons. The record is from RefSeq and is a predicted model, not a curated record. The coding region runs from base 151 to 717 and encodes 188 amino acids. Gene Ontology annotation, molecular function: protein binding.